Thunnus maccoyii (southern bluefin tuna) is the source of this 5111-nucleotide messenger RNA. RefSeq names its product adhesion G protein-coupled receptor F5-like. The record is from RefSeq and is a predicted model, not a curated record. Gene Ontology annotation, biological process: G protein-coupled receptor signaling pathway; cell surface receptor signaling pathway. Gene Ontology annotation, cellular component: membrane. The coding region runs from base 213 to 4937 and encodes 1574 amino acids. Gene Ontology annotation, molecular function: G protein-coupled receptor activity. Lineage: Eukaryota; Metazoa; Chordata; Actinopteri; Scombriformes; Scombridae. The transcript is spliced from 26 exons.
UGACAAACUAAACAUCAUAAAUUCACUGAACAAGGAUUAUGAAAAUAAAAUGCAAAUUUCUCGCUAGAAGAGUCAGAUGCCGCCUACACCUUCAGAAACUGCAACAGAGACUGCUACAUAAGAACUGGGCUGUUCAGCCACAGCAGACGCUGCAACUCAACCACAGACUAAUCCUUGGCACGCACUCCAUUGUCUUGUGAGACAGAAUUGGGAUGGCAUUACCAAAGGCAGUAGGGUACAUGAUCGUUCUUCUGGUUGUAUGCUAUGGUCUGGAGAAUCAGGGAUACAGGAAGUCUCUGAAAGUAUUCUUUGAGGAAUGGAUGGGUACAAAACCGUCAAACAAUAAUGCAAGAGAAAAAAGAGCGAUUACCUCAAAUUCCUCUGAAUAUGUACUCCAAGCGGUUAUGACCCUCUCUGACCUUGACAGUCUCAGAUUGUUUUUGGACACACUUUCUCUUCCAUUGCUAAUCAACAGCACAGCUGAAAUUACCAGCAUUAACACCACAACAGUGUGCUCAUCAAAUGUGACGGGAUACCAGUGCAGAUGUGAGGAGAGCUUUGCUUGGUCAUAUAACAGCUGCAUUAACCAUGGAGCAUGCGAUGCCAUCAUUGGUGACACAUGUGGAUGCAUCAAUGACCUUCCAGCUGAUGACCAGUACUGUCGGCUAAACACCAGUCGAGCAGUGACACCAACACCAUCACCAUCACCUACAUCAUCACUUGACCCGGUGAAAAUGGAUUUAGUCCUUGACUUGCGCAUUCCAGUCUCCAGUGUGCCAUCAAAUUUCAUUGAUAUAUUAAGGAACACAAGUUACAUCUUUCCACACAACAUCACUCAGUCUUUAACAGUAAUAAGUCUAAAUUUGACCACAGUCUGUUAUCCAAACUCCACCGGAGGACUGCAGUGUCAGUGUGAGGAGCAGUUUGGUUGGUCGUGUGACAAGUGUAACACCUAUGGCACAUGCAGCAAUACCACCACUCAAACCUGUGACUGCAUAAACAGCGUUCCUUCUGAUGGACAGUUCUGUGAAUCGCUCACAAGUAUCACGCCAUGUCCGACCCCAAGUACUGUGACACCAACACCAUCACCAUCACCUACAUCAUCACUUGACCCGGUGAAAAUGGAUUUAGUCCUUGACUUGCGCAUUCCAGUCUCCAGUGUGCCAUCAAAUUUCAUUGAUAUAUUAAGGAACACAAGUUACAUCUUUCCACACAACAUCACUCAGUCUUUAACAGUAAUAAGUCUAAAUUUGACCACAGUCUGUUAUCCAAACUCCACCGGAGGACUGCAGUGUCAGUGUGAGGAGCAGUUUGGUUGGUCGUGUGACAAGUGUAACACCUAUGGCACAUGCAGCAAUACCACCACUCAAACCUGUGACUGCAUAAACAGCGUUCCUUCUGAUGGACAGUUCUGUGAAUCGCUCACAAGUAUCACGCCAUGUCCGACCCCAAGUACUGCAAUAACGACAACACCAGCAAUGACGACAACACAACCAAUGACGACAACACCACCAAUGACGACGACAACACAAAUGACGACGACAACGAUGCCAGUGAGCAUGACAACAACGCCAGUGAUGACAACAGCACCCAUGACAACACCAAUGACGAUGACAACACCAAUGAUGACGACAACAAUGCCAGUGAACACGACGACAACGCUGAUGACGACAACACCAAUGACGACGACAACAACGCCAGUGAACACGACAACACCGCUGAUGACGACGACAACACCAAUGACGACGACAACAACGGCAAAGAACACGACAACACCGCUGAUGACGACGACAACACCAAUGACGACGACAACAACUGCAAAGAACACGACAACACCGCUGAUGACGACGACAACACCAAUGACAACAACAACAAUGGCAGUGAACACGACAAAAAUGCCAGUGACGCAAACAACAAUGCCAGAGAAGACGACAACAACACCAAUGAUGACAACAACAAAACAAAUGACUACAACAACAACAAAACAAAUGACUACAACAACAACAACAACAACCACAACAACAGAGGUGAGACAAUUGUCACUUACCAUGGACAUGGAUUUUAACGAUGAAUUCAAUAAUGAAGAGAACGAAGUUUACAUCGAUACCAAUCAAGCUAUUCAAGAACAAUGUAUGAAGUUCAUCACAAAUCUAAUAUCAGCAACAAUAAUUAGGUUCAGGGCCGGAAGCACCAUCGCUGAAUAUUCUGUCAGAGCACCUGCUUUUAAUAACGCGGAAAUUGAAGACGUAAAAACAGGGAUAUUCGCAGAUCUGGGAGAAAAAUACCCUAUGAUAUAUGAGAGCACAGAAUCCUUAACGUUUUCAUCUUCUGAAGUAUUUUCUGGGGAAAGCGUGACUUUGACAUGUGGCCCUCCACCACCGAAUCUCAAUUUAGGUAGCGACUGGAUUGCGGAGUGGAGACGUGACAACAACUUAAUACGCUCAGAUGAUGAACACAGCUUUUCAAAUAAUAAUGGACAGGCCACACUAACUGUGUCAAAAUCCUUUGCCACUGACAAUGGACGUUAUGAAUGUAAGCUGAAGAAAGGCAAUUUGGCUUUCCGACAGAAAUCCAAAGGAACAUUUACAGUCAAAGAGACACCUGUGAUCCAAGUGAAGCCAAUCAGAAGAAAGGUUAAGUGUAAGGUUGACGACAAAGUGUCACUGCAGUGCUCUGUCCAAAGCCCUUACAAGGUUAAGUUUCAAGACACGCCUGAUACAGGCUCAAGAAGGAAUAUCACCCAUAACUUCACAAUCCCCGACUGUGAAAACCUGGAUAGGACAUUCAUUUGUCAAGUGGAAAACUAUCCACAAUUUAACAAAAAUAUAAAACUGGAUUUGUCCACAGGGAACUUUGACUGUAGUGAUGAUGAGUUUGGUGCUGGAAAUGAUGGUGACACGAGUGAAGUUCCCUGCGGACAGGACAGGGUGGGAGAGAAGACAGCAGUUUGUAGAAAAAAUGAGGGUCAAUGGGUAGAGCAACAAGACACGUGCAUCCUAUUACCGGUUCAGCAGCUGUUCGAGCAGUCUGAGUCCUUGAAUAACAAUUCGCUGCCAGGAUUCUUGGAGCAACUCAGCAAUGUCACUAGUGUCUUCACGGCGGAAGUGGUUGAAUCUCCCAAUGACAUUAAUGCCAUUGUUGACAUACUCAACAAUGUAGCAACCUUAACAUCAUCAUCACACAUCACAAUAACUAAAGAUUUAAUGGAGGAUGUUCUAUUAACUGCAGGUGUCCUCACCACAGAUGAGGCAAAACGUUCAUGGGACAAUCUAAACACAAACACACCCACCACAACCAGUACAGUAAGAAGAAGUAACAGCUCCGAAGCUCAAAGUGCCAGCUCAACAUUUUUGUUCUCUAUUGAGACUAUAACAAAAGCCCUUGCCAAUGACUCUUUUGACAUUGUAACACCCUCUAUUCUCUUGAACAAAACUGCAGUCACAGGCACUUUCAAUGCCGACUUUAAUUCUUCAGUGGUGGUAGACAUACCUGAUGGAGGAAGCAAUAAUAUCACUGUGAUUACAUUUGCCUCUAUGGAUAAUGUACUCCCUGCAAGAGACGAAAACAAUUCAACCUUCAACGUCAUCAAUGGGAGAGUCGUACUUCUUCAGUCCGGUGACACCAUCAAUAAUGUUUCAUUCACAUUUGAUAUCAUAAAUAAGACUAUAGGGAACCCUCAGUGUGUUUUCUGGAACUUCAGCCUCUUCAAUGGUCUCGGAGGAUGGGACAAUGAGGGCUGCGAGUUGGUAUCCGAUGGUAAUGAAACCGUCACCUGCAACUGCAACCAUCUGACCUCGUUCUCUAUGCUAAUGUCACCCAGCAUUCCAAAGGACCCUGUGUUGGAUUUUAUAAGCUUCAUUGGUGUUGGCAUAUCCAUGGGUUCCUUGGUUAUAUGCCUCAUCAUUGAAGCUGUCAUAUGGAGAAAAAUAAGGAGGAACAACACAUCAUACUUGCGCCAUGUUUCCAUUGUUAACAUCGCAAUGUCUCUCCUGAUUGCAAAUAUUUGGUUUAUUAUUGGGGCCGCCAUUUCAGAUGCAAAGGAGGAAAACCCACCAGCCUGUAAUGCAGCUACAUUUUUUAUCCAUGUUUUCUACUUAUCCCUGUUCUUCUGGAUGUUAGCCUCAGGUCUGCUGUUGCUCUACCGCACAGUCAGUGUCUUUGAUGAUGGUUUGACUAGAAAGUCUAUGUUGGCUAUUGGAUUCUCUCUAGGCUAUGGGGCACCACUAAUUAUCGCAACCAUAACUAUAGCUGUAACUGCACCCAAAGAAGCAUACAUCCGAGGAACGGGGGUCUGCUGGCUCAACUGGGACGAGUCCAAAGCUCUGCUGGCAUUUGUGAUCCCUGCGCUGCUAAUAGUCCUGAUAAACCUCAUGAUCCUGCUUGUGGUGAUAUACAAAAUGUUGAGGAGAAGGGCAAUAUCUGCACAGGCAGAUGAGAGACAUGUUCUGGUGGUUAUUGCUAGGAGCUUGGCUGUCCUCACACCAUUUUUUGGAUUAACUUGGGGACUGGGAGUCGGAACCAUGACCAACCCAAACAACAAAGGAAUCCAUAUUUCAUUUGCAUUCUUCAAUUCACUGCAGGGUUUCUUCAUAUUGGUUUUUGGAACACUGUUGGAUAAAAAGGUGCGGUCAGAAAUUGCAAUUAAGUCACAAUUUUCCAGUGGAACCAGUGGAACAAAGGUAAGAGCAGUUUUCUUAAUCAUGUCAUUUUUUGUAAGCAGGUCAUCAGUCCCUUUUCAAAUAUUGUGGCAAUUCAUGUUUUCGCCUUUAUUCUUGAUAUUAGACCACCAGCGCUGGAAUCUCAUCAUCAAGUGGAUUGGGCUUUUUCCGGAACUGGAAAAAAGGAAAAGAUGGUUACAAUACGUCGUCCAAUGCCUCCGGUGCAUCUCAGUCCUUCAUCAACACUUGAUCUGUACACAACACAAAAGAUAUUUUUGAAUAUUGCACGCUGUAUGUUGGAUGUAUAUUAAUUGUAUUGUAGUAGUAAUUGCAUUUAAGUAACUAUUUUCUUUCUUUUUUAUUGUUUUUGGCAACAAUCAUGAAGUUAUAUGUACUUCCUAUGAAGAGCACUUGCAGAGGAUAGAUUUUAUAUCUGAUGUCAUAAAAAAAGUG